Molecule: messenger RNA, 628 nt
Organism: Trematosphaeria pertusa
Lineage: Eukaryota; Fungi; Ascomycota; Dothideomycetes; Pleosporales; Trematosphaeriaceae
Product: Prefoldin
Exons: 3
Coding region: 1-363 (120 amino acids)
Biological process (GO): protein folding
Cellular component (GO): prefoldin complex; cytoplasm
Molecular function (GO): protein folding chaperone
Source: RefSeq, a predicted model, not a curated record
AUGUCAAUACCCAACGAAGCUCUGCAGAAGCUUCUGCAAGAGAUAGGCCAGAAGAGGGCCUUUGCUGAGCAGCAGCUCGGCAUCGUCAAACAGCAAAAGGCCAUCAAAGGUCGAGAGAGCCGGAUGCUGCAGCUGACUGCAAAUGAAGUCGAAUCUCUUCCAAAGGAUACCAAAGUCUACGAGGGUGUAGGCAAGGUGUUCGUUUGCACUCCUAUACCGGACGUGCAGAAGAGACUCGCAUCAGAACGGGAUGCACUCAAAGCCGAGAUGAGUAAUCUGGACAAGAAAGAGGACUAUCUGGAGAAGACGUACGAGAACAGCAAGAAUAGCCUUGAGCAAGUGCUUCGUGGUGGAGGGAGCUGAAGAGAUGGAUAUCAAGGACGAGUGAGAGGAAGAUUGACCCGAACCCCCGUCGCGGCCACAGGUUGAUGACAAGGAACCCGCAACUUGCGGUCUCGUCGGCGCUCUCAGAUAUCUGGAGGGUUGGCAGCGUCGUGACUCGUUAGCCUCUGGUGUUCGCGCGAGAGAACGCCAUGUACAGACGACCUAGACACUCUUUCUCGGGUUUACACAGUGAAAGAGGAAGGAAAUGUCUUCUUGGCUAUGAGAAAUCAGCCCUGAUCCCGAU